CUCUCUCAGGCUUUCUUUCCAUUUCGCUGGCACAGACCACUCUUAUAUACUAGUCCCCCAGGCUUUUUUUAUCGAACGCUUACGCAAAUAUGACGAAAGACGUCAACGGAAAUGGUCGCCAAUUAGGGAGCCUGCUAUCAACAAAGAAAGCUUUUCUCGAAAGCUCUUCAUAUGCUAAUGAGGUUCAUAAAUGGCUACAAGGAUGAAGGAUACUUUUUCUGUUUAUUUUGAGGAUCCAAGCAUGAAACCUACCUAUCUAAACAUUUAUCCAUACAUCUAUCUAUAAGUUUAUCUAUACAUAACUUUCUGUUGGCUUUAAUUAAAAUGGCGCCUUUAACGUCACCAUUUCCUGAUAGGCUGACUUACGUCACUGUAGUUAAUUGAUGCCUUGUGCCGAUUGGCUAACUUUGAUUACAACCUGUGCGCCUGUGCCCAGUGAUUGGUUGAACGCAAAACUCCUGAGGGUACAUCUGUGCGUACUUGUGAGCUUUGGAAAGUACGGAGGGUUUUUUCUUUUUCGGUCUUCAGCGCGUUUGGCCCGCUAGUAUGAUGGCCGAUGAUUCCCGCAGUGACAUAGUAGAGCUGGCCGAGAGUACCGAGGGUUCUGUGGAGGUGAAGCGGUAUGGGGUGCUUCGUUCCGUGCUGCGGGGGCUCUUCUGGCCCUUUGGCAUCGUGGUCCAUGCAUAUCAUGGCUUUUGGUGGGUGCUGGGCUUCAGGCAACCCAAGCAGCAGCAGCAGGAUUUAGCCAGUCUGCGUCCGUCCCGCAGCAUUCGCAAGCGCCUUAACCCGCUCACACGGCUGCUGCUCAACAUCUUGCCCCGCUGGCUGCAUCGUGCACUGGGCUACCCUAAGUCCACUGAUAUUGGCUGCUCCCUUGCUCAAGAAAUAAAAGUCUCGCCCACAAAACCUUGUGGGAAGGGCAGCAAGAGGAAACAGGAUGACUUGGAGUAUGAGAAUGAGGAGGCCCACCACUGGGUGGACGCCCUCACGCAUGAGCUUGUUGACGAAGACCCAGAGAACGAUCCCGACUAUGAGCCUAGUUCUGUCGAGGCAGACAGUGAAGAGUUGUCCUCUCACAACAGCACGGAGAGCGACAUUGAAGUGCAUGACGAUUUGGUCGUUAUUGAAGAUGUGUAAACGGGUGUUCAGCAGCACUCGCCUUAAUGGUUUCGCCCUGGCCCGCUUUAACAUGUUUUGUAUAUUAGUGUCAUUUUCUAAGUCACAAUAAAACUUAUUUGAAUUUA
Molecule: messenger RNA, 1244 nt
Organism: Syngnathus acus (greater pipefish)
Lineage: Eukaryota; Metazoa; Chordata; Actinopteri; Syngnathiformes; Syngnathidae
Gene: org
Product: oogenesis-related gene
Exons: 6
Coding region: 547-1137 (196 amino acids)
Source: RefSeq, a predicted model, not a curated record